AUGUUUGAACAUUUAGUAGCCGUUCGGUUUGGAAAAACAAUUUUUCUGUUUUGCUUCUCACAUGGCUCCAAAAUUUCUGCAGUUUUUCAGCUUUAAACGCAUUAAAAUGGCAUUUUGUUCUGGUUUUAGGCUGGUUUUUGUUCUUUUUGGACUGAUUUUUUUCUUUGUGAGCUGGUUUUUAUUCUUUUUAGGAUAGAUUUUGAAAUUUUAUUAUAGUUCUUAUAAACUUGGAUAUAAUGAGUAACUAUUUUACAAAAUAAAUUGAAAAUUCUAUGAUAUUGUCGUUACAUUUUACUUCAAUUUUUUCAAAAUUCGUAUCCGUUUACCCAACCGACCCCUCGAAAUACCAAACGACCGGUCGAUUUACAUAAACUUAAUGUUUUUUCAGCUUAACAACGUCUACGACACACAGGCCAGUUGGUUCCUUCAAUCAGUUUGUUGAUUCGAACCAAAAAAACCAAGAGCUCAGCCCUUGCUCGCUACUCGACAAAUACACCUCGCUCAACGGACAGGUAAGGAUUACUGUUCACACCGCGGAUUAUGUUACUGGGAACCUAUUUGGUCAUAGUUUUGGAAAGUGAAAGUAGCCUGCUUAUGGGUAGUCAAAUGAACUUUCGUUUUUGGGAAUGGCAGUGGAGUCAGUACUGGGAGGAUGAUUUUUGUUCUGGGAGGGGGGGGGGGAAAUUUAAAUUUUUUAAAAAAUUUUAAAUAAUUUUGGUAUGAAGACUGAUUACCUACUUUAUAAAGAAGCUUUGGGCGUAUCUUUUUGUUUGCCCGUUCCCUCUCACACUCCCGCCUACUCCCCCCCCUCUCCAAUUUUUAUUUUUUUUUAUAAUUACCACAAUUUACCACGCCCAACAAAAAAUCCUCGCAUUUCCAGACGUCUGAAGCCGCGACGCCGUCGUCCGAAGCCGGAGCCGCGCACCAGCAGCCCAGCCCCCUCCCACCACCGACUGAAGCAGAGUUCAGCCGGCCGAACGGUGCGCAUCCACCGCAUGAUUGGUCGUGCCACGCAACGCCGUUUCCGCGUGGAACACCCCAACUCACCGCUGAAGCCCACCGUGAUUCUUUUAGCGACCGCAGAAUGGUGGUCGAUUCGGGAGACCUGCACGGUCAAGACGAAGACGACGACAAAAAUUUGAAGACCAAAAUGGAAGAGUCUUUGGUGAGUUGUUUGAUGGUGCUGGCGGUAGCUAACUUCAGAUAUUGUUGUUGGUUUAGAUACUGUAAAGCCUCUCUUUAAAUUUUGAUUUGCAGAAGCUUACUGUAACUUCCAAAUUUGAAUUGUAGACGAUAAGAAUACUGAAAAGCAUAACUUUUUACUUUUUAAUUUUGAAGAAGGUAAUGUAAAGCUUAAAAGUUAAAAAAGUACUGCAAAGCACAAAUUUAGAAUUUUUGAUAUUGAAAAACGUACUGUAAAGCUUAGAAAUGACUUCAUAUCAUAAAUUCUUUGCAAGUUUGGUAAAUGAAUAAUCCCUUAUCAGCACGCCAAGUUUUGUCUAACAUUCGAUUUUUCUAUUUUUAAACAAUUUGUUACCUAAAACGCUUUUGGAACAUAUAUCAAGUUAAAAUUUUUAUUUAGUAUUUUUGACAGUUUUCAAAAUUUUAAAAUUUAAAUUUUUUAAAAUAAAAAAAAAAUUUUUGAAUUUUGAAUUUUUUAUAAUUUUUUUUGAGCUUUUUUUAAAUGCAAUUUUAAAUUUUCAAAUUAAAAAUUGACCAAACCAUAGUACGUAUAUAAAACUGCUCUAAUUUGAUUAAACUGGUCUGCGCUACAUUACACAUGACGCCAAUUAUCGUAAUAAACAUGAUCGACCUUUCGUCUUCAGUGCACUGCACUUUGUAUACAAACCCGAAUUGUUUUACGACAUUGUACUUUUGCUAAUGGUUUUGGAAGAUUUAUGCGGAAGUUUUUGAGGUUUCGAAAUUUUGAUGAUUUAAGGUUGAAUUUGAAAUUUAAGGGGUUUUGAAGGGGCUAAAAUUAUUUUUUUAAAUUUUUUGAUUUUUAAAAAGGAGGAGCAUUCAUGGGUUUUCAAGAAGCUGUUUAGGUUUACAAAAGGCUUUUUAGGCUUAAAUAACAAAAUAUAUAAAACUUUUUUUUUAUUUUUUUGUUAACAACUUAACAUAUGAUUAUCAACUUAAUAAGACGCCACAUUAUCUAUGGUCUGUGAUAUCAAAAACUUCUCAUCAACUACGAUAUCUACCUUCUUUAUAUCAUGCGCACGCGAUUAUGGCGUUUCACAAACUAAAAUUCUAUUUUUUUUGUUAAAAAUGUAUUCGCCAAACAAAAUUUUUUUUUCUAGCUUCCCCUUCACCUUUCCCCUCCCCCCCCUCCAACUUAUUAUUUUAUAUCCUCCUUAUUAUCCUUGCCGCCAACCUAUUACUCCACCACCGACUUUAUAAUCUCACCGCUCGCUUAAUCUAUCCCCCCCCUCAUUCCCUCCCUGCUCGCCUCACCUGAAACUCCCUGCUCACUCCACCUGAAAUUCAUCUGCUCCUCAGACGCCUCGUGAUCCUCCCUCCUCUUAAUAACCGCGACAUUUCGAAUAUACUAAAUCCAGCAGACUCGAAUCGGUUGGCGCGCUGUUUUUUACGAAAAUCGGGAGAGCGUCGGUUCUGUCGAGACUUUAAUUAAAAUUAAACCCUGAAGCGUUCCCGCCGAAACACUACGUGAUUUUGGGUGGGGAAUGUGCGUCACACUUUUAAUUUUGACAGAGUUGGAAAUUAGAUUCAGAAGAACGGAGUUUUUUUACCCAAAAAAUGGAGCUGGAAAUUAAUUUUAUGCGGUUUUUGGUAACGAAUGGGCUUUUUCGGGAAAUUUCUGGCGGUUUUUUGGAGGUUUUUUGCCAUUUUUGACCGUAUUUUAAAUUUUUUUUUGAAAAAUUUGGACAUUCUGAAGUACAACUUUUAAUAAAACAUCUUUUUUCUAUAAACUUUUUAAGAUUUUGAUCACUUUCCACUAUUUUUAUCGAUAAAACGCCAUCUCUACUCGUGUUUUUCAGUUUUUUGCUCAUUUCAAUACUUUACAGUAUAAUAUAUACCUUCAGUACCUCAAAGUUAACCCACUAUGUUUUACAGUAUCCAAAAUAGCUAAUCAACACUUUAUCGUCUUGUUGUUUUAUGAAACGGUCGAUUGCGUUUCAGAAAGCCUUCCACUUUAAUGACAUUUUGGCUGACGACGAAUCGACUGACCGGUCACGUGACAGUCACGAGGUGAGGUCGCGAGUCUCGACCCGCAAUUCGUCAGCAUGCCCGCUGGUCAAACAGCAGAUGAACAACCGUGGAGGUGAGGAAUUUCGAAGUUUUAAAAUUUUUUUAUGUUUGAAGGAAUUUAAAAUUUUAAAAUUUGAAAAUAAAUUGAAUUUUUGAAAUUAAAAAAAAAUUCCAUUUUUCAAAAAAAAAUUUUAAAUUUGAAAUUCCAGAUGAGAUUUGCCCUCUGAAUCCGCACCACGAUGCGCAACACGCUUCGAACCACACCUGUAACAAUGCCACAAACUGUCGAUGGUUGAUCUUGAUGGAGCCGGUGAAUGCGUUGCAUAUUAAUGUCAUUCUCGGUGCUAAGGGACGCAUUUUCCGUGCUGAUGACUCGUUGGCCGCUGUGCUUGGAUACGAUUGUACGAACAGGUUAUUUGGUACUGAGUUGGAGCGACUAAUACCUAGUUUAAAUGUAAGUUUUUUUGUUUAUUUUUUGGAAAUUUAGGUAAAAUUUGUGGGCUAAAAACUCUUUUUUGAGCGAUAAACGUGCAAGCCAAGGCACAGUGUGCUUCUUAUAGAAAGUACUGCAUGUUAUUGUAGUGUAACUUACUGUAUGGCACUGUAAUUUGUACGAUUUUUUUAACGAAAUUACCCAAAAUGUACCUCCUACCUUAUUAAAAUCAACCCUUUCAGACCUCAGUUGAAGCCAACGGUGUAGAACAGUAUUGUUGUGGCACCUCAGUCCGCAAGAACGGUGUACCCUUUAACGUUGUAGUCGUAGUCGAGUUCGACAAAGACCAGAAUCCCCUAUCAUACGAUGUAAGGGUACGAUCGCUCGCGUCUAUAAAUGGCGUCAUCACUAUCACAGAUGCUGGUGUUGUGCAUUCGUACAACGACAACUUCCUCCACGAACUUUGUGGACGCCACAAGAAGGACGAAGAUGAAGUUGUCAUCAUUACCGACCUGAUUCCAUCGUUCUAUGAAUCCAAUUCCCUUGCGUCGUUGUCAGCUGAUCAAGCUGUAGGAACAGCGCCGUUGUCUCCAGAAGAAAUGAAUCAUAUCACGAACCAAGUUCACGAUGAUCAACCAAAACGAUUCAAUUCUCUGCCACAGAUUCAAGUUGGAUCGUUCUACGGUUUGGCCAAGCACGAUGACAAAAUGUUGAUCCCGAUUCGCUUUGAUGUGACCAGAUUAGAAGGCCAGCCACGAUUGUACGCUGUAGGAAUCGGGUACGAGCGUGGAAUUGACUACGGAAUCAAUCAAUGUUUAGAAGACGAAAUCAACGAACUCAUGCCCCAAACUCGAGCUUCAAGCUCAUCUGAAGUCGAGUCGGACUUUGAAGUUCGUACGAUGCAAUUGAAAGAUGACGAUGACAAUGACGCUGCAUUGGAAAUCAAGAUUCACGAUGUAACGUUGAGUGCUUUGGCCGACGAAAGUAAUGAAGCAGUAUGUGGAGAAUACAGUACCCACUACGAUACGUUCCAACUGAUUGGAAAUGGCACUUUUGGAUCAGUCAAGUUGGCAGCACGAAAGGAUACUGGCCUUCUGGCAGUGACAAAGUUUGUGUGCAAAUCCAAGGUUCUGCCAGAAUCUUGGGUCAAGUCUUCUAGUCGAGGAAACCUAGUACCAAUUGAAGUGCAUCUUCUGGAGACCUUGAAUCACAAAAACAUCGUCAAGGUGCUGGAUGUGUUUGAGAACGAGAAGUACUUCCAAUUGGUCAUGGAGAAGCUCGGUUGUGGCAUGGAUUUGUUUGAAUUCAUCGAGAAUCAUCCCAAAAUGGACGAGCCUCUGAUCUCUUACAUCUUCAGACAAAUCGUCGACGCUGUCAAAUACCUUCACGACAAUGGCAUCGUUCAUCGUGACCUGAAAGACGAGAACGUGAUUAUCGACCGUAACUUCUGUUGCAAGCUCAUCGACUUUGGUUCGGCCGCCUACUUCGGCCCCAACAUCAUCUUCUCCACCUUCUGCGGCACCAUGGAGUACUGUAGUCCCGAAGUUUUGACCGGCAACAAAUAUCUAGGUCCGGAGGUUGAAAUGUGGUCAAUGGGUAUAUUGUUGUACACACUGGUCUUCUUCCAAAACCCAUUCAGAACGCCACAGGAGACGAUUCACGCUGAAAUCGAGUUGGUUUGGGAUGUGAGUGACCAGCUGUUCCAUUUGAUUGGAUGGCUUCUGAAUCCGGACCCAAAGCAUCGUGCCACGAUCAAGGAUGUGAGGGCUCACGAUUGGGUGAAACAACCGGUCGAUCCUACCAACUACAGGUUCCAGGAGGUGUUGAGGAAUUCAGGUAAGACAUUUCAGGCUUUGGAGGAAAUUUUAGGCCUAAAAUAUUGUUUUACAUUACUUUUUCGAAUCUUUAAAACAAAUUUUUUUUAUAAACUGACGUGCUUAAUCUUAUUCUUUGCAGACCGUGCCAGAGUAUCGCCCCCACUGUACGUAUCUGACCUUCAUAAUCAUCUGAAGAGCACCUCGUCGUGUGGAAACUUGGCCAAUUCUUCUUUUUCCUCUAUUGAUGCUCCAUCAAGACCAGAAUCUGGAGUUGUGUCAGCACGAUGA
Messenger RNA from Bursaphelenchus okinawaensis, 5748 nucleotides. NCBI's taxonomy places the organism in Eukaryota, Metazoa, Nematoda, Chromadorea, Rhabditida, Aphelenchoididae. The record is from the annotation of a GenBank genome assembly.